UUCUUCUUCGUUGGUGCUAUCUUACUGGAAGUCUCUCAUGAAAGACGUUCAUUCAUUUUUGUAAAUUUUAGCAUUAAAGUUACACACUUUUGCCGUUUCCUGUCUACUAAACCGGGAUGAUUGAACCUAAGAAGAGGGUGGCGGACAUGGCGGUGGUUCCCGCCGCCGUGAAGCGGCCCCGGACGGAGCUGGUGGCAGCGGCUCAGUCUCAGCAACUCGUGGCCACGGGCCCUCCACGGAACUCCAGCCUGCAGGCUCCCAUCAUGUUGAUGUCUGGCCAUGAGGGUGAAGUUUACUGCUGCAAAUUUCACCCCAAUGGAGCCACGCUGGCCUCUUCAGGAUUUGACAGGCUCAUAUUACUGUGGAAUGUGUAUGGAGAUUGUGAGAAUUACGCCACUCUGAAGGGCCACAGUGGAGCAGUGAUGGAGCUGCAUUACAACACAGAUGGCAGCGUCCUGUUCUCGGCAAGCACAGACAAGACUGUAGGUGUGUGGGACAGUGAAACGGGUGAGAGGAUCAAGCGUCUGAAGGGACACACCUCCUUUGUUAACACCUGCUAUCCAGCCCGCCGAGGGCCCCAGCUAGUGUGCACUGGCAGUGAUGAUGGGACAGUUAAGCUGUGGGACAUCCGUAAGAAAGGAGCGAUCCACACUUUCCAGAACACCUACCAGGUGCUGGCUGUGACAUUCAAUGACACCAGUGAUCAGAUCCUGUCUGGAGGCAUCGACAACGACAUCAAGGUGUGGGACCUGAGGCAGAAUAAGCUGAUCUACAACAUGCACGGCCACGGUGACUCAGUAACUGGACUCAGCCUGAGCUCUGAGGGAUCGUACCUUCUCUCAAACUCCAUGGACAACACAGUGCGUAUUUGGGAUGUUCGACCGUUUGCGCCCAAGGAGAGAUGUGUGAAGAUUUUCCAGGGCAACGUUCAUAACUUCGAGAAGAAUUUGCUGAGGUGCUCCUGGUCUACUGACGGCAGUAAGAUAGCUGCAGGCUCAGCCGACAGAUUUGUGUAUAUUUGGGACACCACAUCUCGUAGAAUCCUGUACAAGCUGCCGGGCCACGCCGGCUCCGUCAAUGAAGUGGCCUUCCACCCAGAGGAGCCUAUAGUGCUGUCGGGCUCCAGUGAUAAACGUCUGUACAUGGGAGAAAUCCAGUAGUGUGUGUGUGUGUGUGUGUACACUUGAUUGUGUGUAUGUGUGAGUGUCCUGCCACGGAUGGGUGGCGUUCGAUGGUGGGUCAGGAGUCUCUGGAGUUUCAAAUGCCUCUGCUUGUCUCAGAACCACCUCAGGAUGUGUGUUUGAGGUUUAUUACGCUCAGUCACAAGAACCUUCUACAAUGACUUGUUUUUUAUUCUGACAUAUUUCUUUUUAAUAAACUUCAGUGUUCCAUAAAAAAAGAA
Messenger RNA from Acanthochromis polyacanthus (spiny chromis), 1402 nucleotides. RefSeq names its product small nuclear ribonucleoprotein 40 (U5) (gene snrnp40). The transcript has 10 exons. NCBI's taxonomy places the organism in Eukaryota, Metazoa, Chordata, Actinopteri, Pomacentridae. Gene Ontology annotation, molecular function: protein binding; RNA binding. The coding region runs from base 117 to 1160 and encodes 347 amino acids. The record is from RefSeq and is a predicted model, not a curated record. Gene Ontology annotation, cellular component: catalytic step 2 spliceosome.